Pelobates cultripes (western spadefoot toad) is the source of this 516-nucleotide messenger RNA. Lineage: Eukaryota; Metazoa; Chordata; Amphibia; Anura; Pelobatidae. The record is from the annotation of a GenBank genome assembly.
AUGAGCCGCGGCUGGGCAGCAGGAGGAGGAAUCCGGAGGCGCAAAAUGCCGCGCUGUCAAUGUGCUCCGCCCUCACGGUGUUCUGAGCUGAGUCGCUCUGACAUUGUGUGUGGGCGGAGCCACGGCUGGAGACCCUGUAGUCCAAGCAGCGAGCAGGGGGAGGAGCAGGGUGAGUGAUUGCUAAUAUUGUUAUUUGUAUUUUUUAAAGUGUUUGUGCUGGAAAGGCAAAUUUAAAAAAAAAGAAAUCUCUUCCUGCAAUACGUUGUGGGGCGCCUGAGGAUGCACAGGGCCCCAGCAACUUAUUGCUCUGCAAAUUACCCCCUCUUCCCUUUCUCAAAAUGAGACCGGCAGCUUCACCUACGCUCUGCCAGAUCUCGUCCUUCCUGUCCCACGAGGCACUAUGUGUGCUGGGGAAAGGCAGGGCUAAGAAGUGACAUCACGUCCUACAUUCUACUCACACACAGACCUUUCACAGCCAGCGAGGGGAAGGAACAACAGCCUGUCAGAGAAUACUGA